This is a messenger RNA of Fomitiporia mediterranea MF3/22, 165 nucleotides long. RefSeq lists its product as uncharacterized. The transcript has 3 exons. The coding region runs from base 1 to 165 and encodes 54 amino acids. The record is from RefSeq and is a predicted model, not a curated record. NCBI's taxonomy places the organism in Eukaryota, Fungi, Basidiomycota, Agaricomycetes, Hymenochaetales, Hymenochaetaceae.
AUGCAAGCUGAGGGUGUUUUUAUUACAGUUGAGGAGAUUAAGGAUGCUGAAUUAGUUCUUCCAAAGAUUGCUAGGCUUGCAAAGAAGGUUCAUAAUGCUGAAACGAUUGGCAUCAUGCUAAGAACUAAGCCUACUCUAAGAACACCCAACUAUUCUGCAUUGUAA